Molecule: messenger RNA, 2616 nt
Organism: Punica granatum (pomegranate)
Lineage: Eukaryota; Viridiplantae; Streptophyta; Magnoliopsida; Myrtales; Lythraceae
Source: RefSeq, a predicted model, not a curated record
UUCUUGGGUGAUAAGUAUAUAUAAUCAAAUUAACAAUUGUAUCUUUGUUUCAAACGAGUUCCGGUCGGGUUCCAGAAGGCGAGGCGGAGCUGGAGACAUGGAUGAUGAUAGAAUCUCAAGUUUGCCCGAGGGUGUCAAGCACCAUAUUAUCUCCUUUCUACCGAACAUCAAGGAUGUGGGGAGGAUCUGCUCACUGUCGAAGUUAUGGCUAUGGACGUCGCGGUCGUUCCAGAUAUCCAACUUCAGGGGCUGCAUCAUUGCACCGAAUGUGGCUCUCCUUAAUAUCAGUGGAAAUUUUACAACGGCAGAUGACAGCAGUAGCUUCAUCAGGUUCCUCGAUGAUGCUCUCAUGAGGUCCCACGACGGAAUGCUGAGGUUGAACCUCUACACUAAUGGAGACAUGGUUGUACACGUUGACAGAUGGUUUGGUAUGGCAUUAGACCAUCACGUGAAGGAGCUGAGCUUCAACCACUUCUCGCUUGAUGAAGAAACGCCGUAUUCAAUUCCCGGAAGGGUUUUUUCGGCUGAGUUCAUCAAGUCCUUAAAGUUUACUGGCAAUGUGAAAAUUGGUGGGAUCGGCAAUGUGAGCCUGCCGUCUCUGCGAUCGCUCAGUUUGUCACUUUCCCGAAUUACAGACCAGAUGUUCCGCAGACUCCUCAGGAGCUGCCCUUUGCUGGAGGAUCUUUCUGUGCAAUCCUGCAGUCUGUUGUCCGAGAUCGAACUCUCGAAUCUCGAUCAUCUCAAGAGCGUGUCCGUGACUGGUGGUCUCCCUGAUUUUUUGACUGUCAGCAUCAAUGCACCGGCCUUAGAAAGGCUUUGCUUGAGAGGCAAAUUCCUGGGCGACCAGAGCAUAAGCUUAGUAGUUCAUAAAAGUCUGAAUCUCAGGUCCUUAGAGCUCGCCGAACUGUUCCUGACCGAUGAGUGGUUCUGUCUAUUCCUUUCCCAGUUCCCUCUGCUGGAAAGCUUGACACUUAGUGGAUUCAGGUUAUGGAAAAGAAUCUGGAUUUCGAAUCCGCUUCUGAAGGAGAUCAUGAUAGCAUAUUGCAAUAACUUGGAGGAUAUCAGAAUCGAAACCCCGAAGUUGUCGACUUUCUCCUAUCAGGCAUGCUGCGGUGUAGACGACGUGACACCACCCUCCAUCUGGGCAGAGAAUCCUCCGGAUUGUUGUGCUGCCGGAUUCACAUUUUCUUUCUUCCAUGAUCAUAUUGACAGCUGCUUCCAGGAGCUCCAGAACAUCCUCACCCGAUGGGCUACUACAUUUAGAUGCCAAGAAUCAACCGUCAUAUAUCUUUAUGAGGUACAACAUCGAACCAUGUAGCAGUUUACUGCAUUUGUCUGCUGUUGGGUUUUGCUGCUUUAGCUUGCUCACAUGGUUUCACGUUGUCUCUUUUUUCCCCCCCCUAUAUGUGCUUGAAAGUUGGGGGAGGGAUUCUUCCAAGAGAUGCACAAGGAAUUGGAAUUAUCAGCUCCUGGAGUCCUGCAUUUGAAAGUAAUGAUUACGCCAUCUGCGAGCUAUUCUGUUGUUUUGGAUGGCUUGCUUUCGGCUUCCCGCGCCCGUCCUACAACUAUUCUUCUCAGAGGAACAUAUCAAUUACUAAAGUAUAUCUGCGAGAUGUUCGCAAACAGGGAGGAGAAUCCCGAGUGCUGUUCGGGUGAUGUUAAGUGCUGGAAGCACGAGCUUAAGGGCUUGAUGAUCGAAAGAGUUGAGGGCAUCGAACAUCCCGGACCAUUAGACUGGAGCAUCUUUGCCAGCUUGGUGCCUACUCUGAAUACUGGACAUGAAGUUCGUUUUAGAUUGCGGUGGUGAGAUUAGCCAUGUGAUCAUGGUGACUCCGAAGAUGCAUAUUGCCAUAUUCUAUGCAAUGCUAUCUUUGUCAUGAGGGAUUAGGAGUCGGUCUGUACAGUUUUCGUGCUUGUUCGUCUAAAUGUUUAUUGACGUUGCAAUCUUGUGUCUUGCCUAUGAAUCGCGAGAAUGUUCUUCGCUAUAUAGAAAUUGUUUUGGUCUUUGUAGAAGAUAUGUCCUUUGACGUAAGAAUUGGGAGCUUGAUGUACAUAGUUCGGGGUCACUGGUACCUCUUCACCAUCUUCAUGUGUUCUGAAGGUCUGAUUAAUCUACUUGGGGUGCUGUGUGCUGGUUUUGUUAAAGAGAUAGCAUUGCUUGAAACCCUUUCCAAUGCUUUUGUGAAUGUGUUGCAACAAGUCAUGGCUGCAUGGUCGCCAACCUACUUCAUCGUCCAACCUUCAGCAGACUGCUGCAACGCAGAUGCAUGCAUUCCUGUUGUCUCAGGCAUGGAAGAUAGACAAGAUUGCUCCAUUUGGUUUCAUAGUUAAAAUCAUAAAAAUUUUAACUUUUAACUUUAACUUAAAACACUACACAAUAAAAAUAUACAUUUUUCAAGUAAAAAUUUUUAACUUUAACUUUAUUUCAACACACUAUAUAAUUAUUUAUCUUUUUUUACGAUCAAAAUCAAACGCACCAGAUGAAUCCCUCUGAGAGACUCUCUUUUCGGGAGGACACCGCUAAGUUCCGCGUACCACAGGCCGACCGAGCAAAGAUUGAUGAGCUCAUGAAUGACAAACUCUUUGCUGAGGGCACUGAGUCCCAAUUGAAGGUAG